AAGAAAUCUAACGCUCGCGUGCAGAAGGCCGAAGUAGCGCAGAUCUGCGAUUUUUCGCGCAAAAUUAUCGCAAAAUAUCUUCAUCAUCAUCGUGCUGAUCCUUUUCGAAAACGAAAGUUGAGAGAACGGUCAAGAGUGACGAUUGAUCGGAGAUAGAAGAGGAAGAAUAAGAAAAAAGAAAAAGGGAAGACCAUUUUCGCUUUCGUUGGAGUGUCACGAUUGUAGUGUGUGUUACGAUUUUUGGACGAACGUUGAUCAAUUGAGACGUAAUCAACGCGUGAUAAUUAGAGGAGAGGAGGCUAUCACCUGAAAGUGGGUAGUAGACUUUGCUCCGGAUUUCCGUCCAAAAUAGACCCGAGGACAGUUUACACGGCAACAUGUCUAUUAUAAUGCAAUAUAUAGACCGGUUCCAUAAUAUGCUGGACAAACACGCAGACACAAGGACAACUAAUUGGCUAUUGAUGAGUUCACCUUUCCCCACACUGUUGAUCUGUCUCAGCUAUGUCUAUAUCGUUAAAGUACUCGGACCGAAGAUCAUGGAGAAUCGGAAACCCUUUCAGCUAAAGAACACUUUGGUAGUCUACAAUUUGUUCCAAGUGAUCUUCUCCGCAUGGCUCUUCUAUGAGUGUCUGAUGGGCGGAUGGUGGGACCACUAUAGUUUCCGCUGCCAGCCGGUGGAUUAUUCCAACAGCCCCACCGCGAUAAGGAUAGGGAUAUCCGGAUGGCUGACUGGAGACUAUUCUCUAAGAUGUCAACCUGUAGACUACAGCGACAGACCCGAAGUACUGAGGAUGGUCCACGCAAGCUGGUGGUAUUACUUCUCGAAAUUUACCGAAUUCAUGGACACGAUCUUUUUCGUGUUAAGAAAGAAGAAUAAUCAUGUAUCCACGCUACAUGUGAUCCAUCACGGUUGCAUGCCCAUGUCGGUCUGGUUCGGUGUCAAGUUCACACCAGGUGGCCACUCGACCUUCUUCGGUUUGUUGAACACCUUCGUCCACAUCGUGAUGUAUACGUAUUAUCUUCUGGCGGCGAUGGGUCCAAAGGUGCAGCCGUACCUCUGGUGGAAGAAGUACUUGACCGCCUUCCAGAUGCUGCAAUUCAUCGCCAUCAUGGUUCACGCCUUCCAGUUACUCUUCAUCCAGUGCAAUUAUCCAAAGGCGUUUGUCUGGUGGAUCGGUCUGCACGCCGUGAUGUUCUUCUUCUUGUUCAAGGAGUUCUACCAGCAAAGCUACCAAGAUAAUAAACCCAGGAAACAGGAUAGAGCGGCAAUGAUGAAUGGCGUCGCCAAGGACGAUCAUCAAUCGAAGGGCAAACAUGCGAAUGGCAUCGCGAAUGGCGUUGCGAAUGGCGUCGCAAACGGCGUCGCGAACGGCGUCGCUAACGGUUUCGCAAACGGCUCCUCGCCCAGGAGAAGGGAUGCUGCCGAUUAUUAUGUGAAAGGCGAAAGCCUAGCGACGGAGCUCAAUCUCCGAAAACCGUUCGCAACGAAAGUAGAGUGACCCUCGAGCGAGUGCA
Messenger RNA from Cyphomyrmex costatus, 1515 nucleotides. Its product is annotated as elongation of very long chain fatty acids protein AAEL008004. The transcript is spliced from 8 exons. Gene Ontology annotation, cellular component: endoplasmic reticulum membrane. Lineage: Eukaryota; Metazoa; Arthropoda; Insecta; Hymenoptera; Formicidae. Gene Ontology annotation, molecular function: fatty acid elongase activity. The record is from RefSeq and is a predicted model, not a curated record. Bases 378 to 1499 code for a protein of 373 amino acids. Gene Ontology annotation, biological process: fatty acid elongation, saturated fatty acid; very long-chain fatty acid biosynthetic process; sphingolipid biosynthetic process.